Molecule: messenger RNA, 1530 nt
Organism: Durotheca rogersii
Lineage: Eukaryota; Fungi; Ascomycota; Sordariomycetes; Xylariales; Xylariaceae
Exons: 3
Coding region: 128-1195 (355 amino acids)
Molecular function (GO): protein binding
Source: RefSeq, a predicted model, not a curated record
ACCAGGCCGUCAAAGAUGCCCAAUUCCUCCUCUUUCUUCGCUCCAUGCACUCCAUGAGUAACCUCUCUCGCUCUCCGCCCCCCCCUCCAGCCUUGCUGCGUCUGCUCGCUGCGUCGCUCAUUACGCCAUGUGUGCAUCUCACGAUAUCGAGCUGGCCAACGCCGGCAACCACCACCGAAGCAGCCACCGUACGAGUCUAUGGCGCGGCCGGGGCGCAGAGCGCAAUCACCGCUUCCCCGCGAUGCCGUCGCGCAUCAAGAGCGCGGGAGGGAUCGGGCUGGCCUCGCUGCCCCUCGAGCUCCAGUUCCUCGUCAUCUCGCAGCUCGACCUGGUGAGCCUGGUGGCGCUGCGACAGACCAGCGCUCUGUACCGCCAGAUCAUCACCGCCGAGGUCAUCUGCAGGCAAUUCAUCGUCGAUGGCCAGCCAGACCCCGACCUCAGGAGCUGCUGCGUCGACUGCCUGUGUAUGCCGGGGCUGGAUCGCUUGAUGGUGGAUACGACGCGUGAAAGCCACCCGUGGCGGUCCAUCUGCUUCCGCUGCUGGCGCGCCCGCCCCAACCAAGACAGCAUGCGCAAGCAUUGGCCGCUCGUAGAGAUGGUCAACGGCGACUACGGCUACGUGUGCCAAUUUUGCACCUGGCCGGUCCACAACAGCUCCGCCGGCAACCGCUCCAACCAGAUGCACGCCCCUUGCCGGGUGAGGCGGCUCGUCGUCCUCCUCAUGUGGCUGAUCAUGGCCAUCAUCCAGUUUGGCCUUGGCAUGCUGGCCCUCGUCCUCGCUUGGACCACCUACCGAAGCCUGCCAACAGUGCUGAUACCCGCCACGAUCGACUUUGGUCUAGCGAUGGUUGCCUUGUGUGUGUUUUUCAUCCGCAUCAGCACUAGCAACGAUCGCACAUACAUACAAGCCCUCGCAACCGAGCUGAUAAUCACCAUCAUCCGCAUCCCUCCCGUCACCUACACGGCGCGUGAAACCGUCAUUUCAGAGAGUAACCAAGGCGGCCCGCUCCCCAAAUUUGGUUUCGGCGUCUUUUUAAUUAACCUGAUCUUCCGCAUUCUAGACUUAGUCGGAUACAGCUUAUUGAACUGCGGCUACGACCCGCGAAACAUUUUUCUGUCGGGCUUGCCUCUGAGGAAAAAGAUACUAUACGGGUUCUGCACAUUCAUGGUGUGGUUCGCGUUUAUCCCAUUUUAAAAACGCUACAUUUAUAAUGAAUAAGAUAUCCAUUUGGCCAUGGUACACGAGCAAGCGGUAAGGGGAAGCAGCAACAUUAGAAUUUAUAUCCCAUCACGGACAUGAGAUGUGGCCGCUUAACGCAAUGAGAAGAAAUUUCGUGUUUUUUUUUCUAUCGACCUUUGUUGGCCGUAUCUCUGGAUGGUGGGAGGCUGCGCCCAGAGUGCACCUGUGUAUGCGACAUCCUAGCGAUGAAUCUCAACGGAGUGAACUAACACGGAGAAGGGUUGGGGCAUAACUAUACAAAAGGGAUAACGUCAAUACCUGUGAGGCAAACUUGAACCUGAUGCCGAAUC